AUCAAUUAAAAAUGAAUGUUUAUUUUUAUCUUACUGUCAAACAUUAUCACGUUCUGCUCUUUGUCCUCGCAUAUUGACGAGUUCCAUAGAACGAUUUCAUUUAUUUUUCCUUGUUUCAAAGAUGAUUGCGAUAAAUCGAAGUGUCGCGGUCCUCUGAAAUACUACGAAGCGCUCAACUGUAAACCAGUGUAUGCGAAUCCCGGUGAAUGUUGCCCCAUCCAAUACGAUUGCAGCCAUUUAAAGAAUUUGGCUAAAGAUAAAUGUUACGCGAACGGCCAUGAGUACAACAUUGGGGAGGAGCUCAAACCGGAGGACGCGGAUCCUUGCGACAUAGCUUGCACGUGUAGAUCAUUCGAUAAUACAACUGCCGCUUUCAUCUGUGCGGCUUACGAUUGUGGUUUUUACCCGCCGAAAGAAAAUUGUUUCUUCAGAAAUAAUCACGAGUCGUGUUGUCUUGGACCGGAGGUUUGCUUAGCGGAAGGCGAGACGAGGGCAACCUGUGAGGUUGACGGCAAAACUUACAUGGAUGGCGAAUAUUUUAGUCCAAAAUCUGACCCCGAAUUGAACUGUUACUGCAUGCCUGGGUACACAGGUGAAAACAUCGAGCCGUUCUGCAAGAAACCGAAGAAUUCUUAUUGCACUCCCUUGUUCCGAAAUGCCGACAAUAUUUAUAAGAAUUGUGCGCCCGUUUUCUACGACAACCAGAACCCGCAGAAAGAUUGCAACUAUGCUUCCAGAUGUCAAAACGCGAACGACUCAGUUAUCCACAAUCAUGAUAGUACCAAAUCGAUUUCUGAGGAAGAAGAUAAGAUGUGUGUGUUUGGUGAUAUGAAAAUGCACAUCGGUGACGAACUCAAUCAGGCAACGGAUUAUGAUUCCGUUUGCGUGAAAUGCGUUUGCGAAAUACCACCGAUCCCAACGUGCCAACGACUUCCGGAUGACAAAUGCGACAUCAGGAAUCACCCACCCUUUUCCAGUGGGUUUAUCCUUGAUUGAGUGAUCUAAUGGGCUGCGAAUUUUUAAAUAAUAUAUUAAAACUGUGUCGAAUGCACAAAGUUUCAGUGCUUACCAAAGGUUAAAUUCGCACGACACAGUUUAGUGAUAUAUUUUCUAUAUUCUUAGGUAGAUCCAAGAUAACGAUUAUAGUCAUUACUAAUGGUAGAAUGUAAAGACUUAGUUAUUAGUUUGUUUUCUUGACUUAUGUUUGAAAAUAUAUAUGUAGCAUUCUUAUGAAGAUA
This is a messenger RNA of Ceratina calcarata, 1238 nucleotides long. RefSeq lists its product as uncharacterized. The transcript is spliced from 6 exons. The record is from RefSeq and is a predicted model, not a curated record. Bases 16 to 996 code for a protein of 326 amino acids. NCBI's taxonomy places the organism in Eukaryota, Metazoa, Arthropoda, Insecta, Hymenoptera, Apidae.